AUGAACGAACUACUGAUAAGGUCCAAGAGCGGCAUCAAGCUCUACACCUUCGAGCGAAACGAGAACAACGAGUACACAGGAAAGGUUACAUUCGAGUACGACGGGUGCAUACACGACGCCAUUUGGUCGUGUGAUGGGAACUCCUUUCUCAUCCUACACUCCGUGGAGGGCCUACUCCUCAUAUCAAACUAUGCGGACAGAGAUAACAUAAGAGUGAAUAAAAUCACCUGCACAAACAGAUACAAGGAAUUAUUCACCGACGAAAAUGUAAAGCUAAUCAAGCAUGUCCAGUGGUCACCAGGAAAUAAAUUUGUUGUUUUCUUUUUCCCCUUUGAAGAGAAAAAUUUUUUCUCCAUAGGAAACCUACUUGUAUUUAGUGUGCAACAUACAAAGGUAUUGUGUUCCUUUAAAAUUAGAAAAAAAAUUUGCAGCAACUGGCCUAUUAUCCAUUUCACCACUGAAGAUAGAUAUUUUUUUCUCGAGAAAAAAUCCAACCUAUAUGUAUAUGAUACUCUCCAGUUGAUCCAAACGAAUGCAGAGAUCCUGCAUAAUUUGGUAAAUACAGAUGUUCCAAAAAAUUACCUUUUUACAUGGCAUCAUCCGAAUGUCAUAGCUAUGUAUGUAUCCCCUUACGUUGGAGAAGACCACUCAAGGUACUUCAUUGUUCAUACGAAAAAUAACUUCUUGGGAGAUGUGUAUGUGUAUAAGAUAGAGGGGUUAUCCUCUACGGUGAGUAAUGUGGAUGGUAUCGAUUUGGGGAAGGAGAAAACUCCUUCCAUGGGGGGUCAUCCUAACGAUGGAGGGAUAUCCCCCUGUUCAGCAGUGGGUAUUACCACUACGAAAGGAAACAAAUGGGAAGAAAAUAACCCUCCGGAAAGGAAUGUCUCUUUAGAUCUUCUUAUCCGAAAAAGCUUUGAUAAUCUGGAUAACCUCUACUGUAUGUGGUCACUCAGUGGGAAGCAUGUUAUUCUCAUGGUGUACACCAACGAUACGACGAAUAAGUCAUAUGGCUACGUAAGCAACUGCUACUAUUUCUCCCUAAGUGCCAAACAUUUAGGUAUGAAAAAAAUUAAUGAAAACGUGGCACAGGAUGUAAAGUGGAAUCAAACGAGUGAUGACUUCCUCCUAAUAGAAGGCAAAUCAGAUAAUGCCAUUUUUUUGUAUGACCAUAAUUUGAAUAUCAAACAAAAAAUUUCAUCUCAGUACAAAAACACCAUUAAGUGGUGCCCCUUUGGGAACAUGAUUGCUCUCGGGGGGUUCGGAAAUUUAGCAGGAGAUAUCAAUUUUUAUUUUAAAGAGAAAGACGACUCUGUUAUUCUAAUCAAACAGUACAGGGAACCAUGCACUGUUCUAUGUGAUUGGUCUGCAGAUGGUACUCUAUUCAUGACUGCUUCCACUUACCCCAGGAUGAAAGUGGAGAAUACGUUUAAAAUAUACACGUACGAGGGGAACCUUGUCAAAAGCUAUAAUUUCAACGAGCUUUAUGACGUCCAAUGGAAGAAGGCCCCUCCUGGGUUGCUCUCCGAGCCACCCAAGCCACAGGCCAAUCUCAAGGACAACAAGCGCAGCGUAUACAAAAUUAAGUAUAGUAAUAUGGAUGCCCCGUUGGGGAGUGGAACCCUCAGCGGUGCAGCAGUUGUCGUGGGAAGUAACAUCGGGAGCGGUACCGGAGGCGGUGUGCUGAGUGGACUAGUUAGCCCUCCCGGAGGCGCUCCCAUCAGCGUCAGCAGCGGAAACGCCUCUGAUGCGCUGGACGAAGCUACAUUCAAGAAAACCAAAGGGGGUGGCGAAGCAGGAGAGAAGGACAGGGCUAAAAUGGGCAAGGCUGUGGUGGCUGCUCCCCCUGUGGCUGCCCCCAACAGUGCGCAAGCGGCGACGGCGGCGCUCGGCAGGAAGAAGAAGGCGGAGAAGGGGGGAAAUGCGUACGACUGGGAUGUUGACUGGAGAAAUAAAGCCGCCUCCGGCACGGCAGCAGCGGGGGCAGCAUCGGGAGCGGCAGGAGUGGCGGUCCCCCCCACCGGCGUGGCAGGGGUUGCCGGCGUGAACGGCGUUACCGGCGUGAACAGCGGCAGUCAUGACAAGGAAGGAAGUAACACCCAUCCUCAGAGGAACAACGACAUGCUUCAUAGUGACAUGUAUGGCCUCCCCAAAAGUGGCACAAAUAAAAAUAGCGCACCGUCCUCUCCAUUGUACCAGCCCCAUUUUAACCCACACACAAACGGAGUACCCAUGCAGAGUGCUAACUCCUCCCUGUUUAAUCAACUAUUGGGGGGAAAGCAGAGGAUUCAGGGAAGUAGUCACCAUCCCCAAGGAGCAGAAGGACCAUCACCAAGUGGAAGCGUCCCAAAUGGAGGAAUGUACCUAAGUGCACUCCAACAACAGAGUUACACUGAUGAUACUAAAGGGAGUGGAAACCAAAACAGCUAUAUGUACAUUUCAAACCAUCAAGGAAAAACGUUGAACUCGUCUGCAUUUCCCGAAAGGGGAAGCAACGAAGGACCUAUUAACGAUGGGUCCUCCAACCAAGCUAACCUCAGUAGUAGUACUGCUGUGAAUGAACAGACUAGAGGUACCCUUCGUAUCCCCCCCGGGACAAAAAAAUCAAAUGAGGAUCUGCUAAGAUUAUUUAAGAGAGUACUACCUCACGCAACUGUCAACAUUGUCCCAAAGAAUGAACAACCCAGCAGUAGUAGUAAUGACCGUGACCCCAUGUUGAGUACCUCCUCAAUUGGACAUACCCUCAGCAGUAUUAGCAGUAUACAGAAUGUUGACUCGUCCAUGUCAGCUCAACGAAGGAGCAUCAUAGAAGGUAUUCGAAAUGACUACGAAUAUCAAACGGGAUUCAAAAGAGAACACAUAGAUAUGAGAAUGACCUCGUCGAAUGAGCAUAUCGGAAGGGAUGAAGGAAAUAACAAUGCCAGCUAUGGAAGUAGUAGCAUCAAUAGUAGCAGUCUAAAGCUGUACUGGAUCGUCCACAAAAUACAGACGUAUGACAUGACAGCUAGUAGAGGAGGAACGAACGCCACGGAACUCAUGGCGAAGGAUAAAAAGAUUAUCGCCAAAGUGAAAGAAAUGAAGGUACUCUUAGAUUACGCCAACGAUUUGGUGAAAGACACAUAUCAGAAAAAUAAAAAAAAAUACGAAAGUCUGAUCCAACAGUUUACUGUUAUUCUGAAGCAGCAUGACAAUUUGUAUCAACAGAAGAAGGAGAAAAUCAUGCGAGACCAUUCGGACAAGGAGGCCAUUGUUUACUUUAUUUGUAAUAUCGAAAAGAUUGUGCAUAGGUAUGUCACAGGGAGUGGCACAGCGAGUGGUACUGCUAGCGGCACUGCUAGCGGCAUAGCGAGUGGGGAGAACCCUGUGCCUUCUUCUCCCCCUCUCCGGGGUUCUCAUCACCCCGGCAUCGUCGAUGGCAGGGGGGAAGGCCACCCGUCCACUACACCUCUCAGUAACGCAGGGGAAUACACCAAUGGCAUGGCCAGCGAUUAUGCGGGAGGUUACCCGGGAGGUUACCCCGGAGGUUACCCAGGAGGCCACCCCGCAGGCCACCUGGGAGGUUACUCGAACAGUUUGAAGAAGACCGCACCCCCAAUGGAACUGCAACGCAAGUUACUCAUGCAAAAGUUGAGCGAGCAAAGCAGACGUACCGAUGGGAACUACGACGAACAGAAUCUCAACAAAAAUAAAAUAAGUCUCUCAGAGUACCAAAGAAAUUUUGCUUUAAAUGAAAUGGGAGGACAUAAAGAUGAGCAGGAAAAAAUUUUCUUGAGGCGGAUUGGUGGAAACAAUGAACCGGGAGCAGCUGCGUCACUUGAGAUGCCCUAUGUGGAAGAACAGGAGGACAAGAACAGCCCAGUGGGGAGAGGAGGCGGGUACGAGGCCAUCAGCAGGGGGAGCAUGUACUGUAGAGACGCUCAGAGUGUGGAAGCGUUCCCCCGCGAUAGGCGCGCCCUCGAGGGUAACAGCGGUUACAACAGUCACAACGAGCACAGCAGCCGCAACGAUCACGACAGCCUGAACAGCCUGAACGGCAACGACGCGUGCCCGUCCCCCCUCCUCAACAGGAUCAGUAAGUCACUGCUGAACAAGUCGGAGAAGGAGGACGGCGCGCAAGACCGCGAUAGCGCCAAGGACGUGUCAGGCAAGUACAGCCUACUGGAACUUAUUAGAAAGAAAAAGCAAAUGGAGCUGCAGAGUGGUGUGCAAGGAGGAAUGCAAAGCGGAGUGCAAGGCGGAGUGCAAGGCGGAGUGCAGAACGGCCUACUCAGCAGCCUGCGCGCCGCUGCCCAGGGAAGGGACGACCACAUGGACGUAAGCUCCAUGCUCCGUAAAGCCAACCAGGGCGCGCAGGGGGGGGGAAAGUACGCCGCGCAAGAGGAGGACAUAACUCACAGGAUAAAGAGCAUGAUGCACGCGGAUGCUUAUUUCUUCGUCCACGCAUUGCCAGGACCCUUUUUCCUUGACGAGAUGAGGAUUUGGAGCGAAAUGGGGUACUUCGAGCCGAUGCUGCCCGUCCGCUGCUGCGACUCCGAUCGCUUUGUUGCCCUGAACAAACUGUUUCCCCCUCCACAUAAGCCCUUCACCAUUAUCCCGAAGCCGCAGCCGAUAUUGCAGUGGGAUGAGGAGCUAUGA
Messenger RNA from Plasmodium cynomolgi strain B, 4632 nucleotides. RefSeq lists its product as hypothetical. The record is from RefSeq and is a predicted model, not a curated record. Bases 1 to 4632 code for a protein of 1543 amino acids. Gene Ontology annotation, molecular function: translation initiation factor activity; ribosome binding; protein binding. The transcript is spliced from 5 exons. Gene Ontology annotation, biological process: translational initiation. Lineage: Eukaryota; Apicomplexa; Aconoidasida; Haemosporida; Plasmodiidae. Gene Ontology annotation, cellular component: cytosolic small ribosomal subunit.